GCGUGUGGUGUGCUUUGUCAGGUGGUCUGUUUGUGCGGUCCUGCCCGCGAGUCACAGAGUUGACCAUUUGACCUUAAGGUUUACGUUCGCUGAGUGCUGGUCCUGGGCUUCCAGUGCCAUCGAUCUGGCAUUUUCUGUUCUGUUUUCCUUAAUGCCUUGAUUGAACCUCUUAGGCUUUGUGGAGCUGCCCUGGGUUGGCCCUACAGGGCGGACCAGUGGACGUCCCUGCUCUCGAGUGUUCGCGGGGGCACACAGCUGGUGACUAGGGUCCUGGGUGCUGCCGACCUCACACCUUCCUCAGUGUAGAGUGAGCAACGGCUGAGAGCACUCGGGGAGCCAAGGCUGGGUGUGGGUGGGCAGGCCAGCAGGGGGUGGUACAGUCACCAGUGGUCUCUAGGGUCACUGUAGCCGUGGGGCUGCGCUGCCAGCAGGCUCUGAAGCCGGUGCCCACUUCCAGGUCCGCCUGCUGGAGAUGCCCCCAAAGCUGUACACCUCAUCCUCGUGGAGCGCCGUGCUGCCGCGGGUGUCUUGCUUGCCGGGGGAGCUCUCCGGGAGAUUUAGAAAGAAGUUGCAAGAACAUUACCGACGGCCCCUGCGUCAGUUCAGGCCCAGUUUGCGCUUUGCCCCCUUCACUGUGUGUGUGUGUGUGCGUGCGCGCGUGCGUGCGUGCGCGCGUGGCGGUGUGUUUCCCCCGAACCGUGUGAGUCCGCUGGAGACGCUGCAUCCCUGGACCCCCGAGAGCGUCUCUGUGUUUUCUAAGCACAGAGACACUGUCAGCAUGAUACAGGACUGUCAUCAGAACCGGGACUUUCCCAGCGAGACGGUGAGCCAACCGCCUCACGGCCCACGUUCACAUCGUGCCAGUCGUCCCAGUGACAUCCGCUGUCUGUCUCCUGGUCCGUCCUCCCCGUCAGCUGAGGGGUCCCCGUGUGCCCAUGUUCCUGGGUGUUGGGGCUUUGGGGAAGGACAGGCCGGCUGUGGUGCGGCACCUCUCGGCGGGGCUGUCUCCUGUCCUCCCAGUGAGGUUCGGGCCUGUUGUCUGGGCAGGAAUGUCACCUGUGAGGUGUGUGGUGCCUGUCAUCGUGGUGAGAGGCCCCGGAGCCGGUUGGUCCUCCUGGUCAGGAGUGCAUGCCUGCUGGAGAUGGAUGGCGGCUGGAGACGGCGGCUGUCAGUUCUGCCCGGAGAGGGGACUGUCGUCUUGCGGUAGCUCAGAAGUCGUGUGUGGAGAGACGCUUUGGGGUCUGUGCAUUUAUAUGGUCUGCUUACCGUCCCCCCAUGUGGCGAUGCUGCUCUGCUUCCCGCUUUAAACCUCACGGCGUCUUUCCUGCGUUAGUGCUCGACACCUGCCCGGCCCGCACGGGCUGUGCGAUGCUGCCCUGGGCUGCCCCAGACGCCUUUUCCGCCCCUCCCGACGGGCACUUGGCUUCUUCCGCACUUUGUGUCCCUGCAGUGGGUUUGGACCUAUGAUCCUUGCUCCGCACUGGUGACUAGUGAUGGUCGUUAAGCCCAAAGUAUGGGUCGGGGAGGGGAGCAGCUGGAGUGGAGAUCUCACCCACGGCGCUGGGAAGUCAGGUGCCUUGGGCUUUGGGGAGUCUAGUCAUCGGGUUUGAGCACGUCCCUCAGCCACUUGCUUUUCCAGCUCGGCAACACAUAGGCGUCCCUCGGGCCGUGUGGGGAGGCCAGGUCCAAGAGUGCAGGGAGGGCGGGGGUUCUGAGGACGACCACAGGUAGGGAGUGCAGGUUCAACGCUCUCUGGCCCUGUGAGUAGAGCAAGCCUGGGAGUGCUUCUGGGGUCCUCGUUCGUGUCCCAGUGGUGCUAGCUGUGCUGCGUGUGCAGAGCCCGGGAGGGGAUGCGUAUAGAAUGCAUAGGAGUGGGCCCAGCACACAGUGAACGCUGAACAGUGCUAGUCAUCUGCCCUAUUUGUUUGUGUUGGCCUGUUUACCCUUGACCUUGAUUUUCAGAGCACUGACGGACAUGGUCACUGUGUGGUCACAGCCGAGUCAAGGCGGUUUGCACGUGUUCUCUUGGUUGAGGUAUGCGGUUUCUAACAGUAGGGGCACGGAGGCAGUUGGCGAAGACAAGAUCCGCUGCUAGGAGUUGCAUUCGGGGUCAGGAGCUGAGCCCCCGUAGUCUUCUCAUGGACAUCAUCAGCGGACUAACUUGUGGACACUAAAAUCCUCUUUAAGAACAAAGUUUUUGGGGCACCUGGGUGGCUCAGUGGGUUAAAGCCACUGCCUUCGGCUCAGGUCAUGAUCCCAGGGUCCUGGGAUCGAGCCCCGCAUCGGGCUCU
Messenger RNA from Lutra lutra (Eurasian river otter), 2291 nucleotides. RefSeq lists its product as uncharacterized. Lineage: Eukaryota; Metazoa; Chordata; Mammalia; Carnivora; Mustelidae. The transcript is spliced from 2 exons. Bases 473 to 1207 code for a protein of 244 amino acids. The record is from RefSeq and is a predicted model, not a curated record.